Molecule: messenger RNA, 1271 nt
Organism: Mytilus trossulus (common blue mussel)
Lineage: Eukaryota; Metazoa; Mollusca; Bivalvia; Mytilida; Mytilidae
Exons: 4
Coding region: 18-728 (236 amino acids)
Biological process (GO): cell adhesion
Molecular function (GO): carbohydrate binding
Source: RefSeq, a predicted model, not a curated record
CUUAAUUUGACAGAGAAAUGUAUCGAAAACUAAAUUUUAUUAUUGCAUCAUUGAUGGUGAUAGGAACAGUUCGUUGUGAAGAAUCUAGUGGCUGUACUGGUGAAGCAUGUUCAACCGAUCCGUCAAUAGAUAUUUCAAAUGCAACACUGAUCUCGAAUUUCAAUAUUUCUCUGUUGAAUAAACAAUAUGCAUCUGAAAUUGGAGAAGAGAUAAAGCAAGAACUAGAAAAGGAAAGAAUGGAAAUAGAAGGAACAGCAGACGAUUUGGGUCUUUUUAAAGAAUCUGGAUUAAAUGUUGAACCUCGUGAUAAGUCAAUGCCAGAAAGCAACUAUAGUGCCAUCCUUCGGUAUAUUGUUGACCUACAGAAACUUUAUAUAUCCAUGAACGGAAAAGUUUCAUCGGCGCUACAGAGAAUAUCUAUCAUUGAACAAAAAGUAUCAAAAACACGGAAAAUAUGUCAAUCAGGAAAUUUCGGUCAACAAUUACAUAUUCCUGGGAACAGUUUUCCAGCUUCAGCGUACAUACGGUUCUAUCCAGCAUUUGAACACACACCUGCCAUUGUAUAUGGAUUAUAUCUUUAUGAUACAUCGAGGCUGGCUAAUUCGAGAUUCAGCACCAGAGUCAACAACCUUUCUACAUAUGGAUUUAAUAUUAGCAUAACUUCUUGGGCAGACACCAAAAUGUAUGGAGCUCGCAUUUCCUGGAUGGCAUGUCUCAAAAAUGUUUAAUAUACAACAGGACAAAGUCAUCAUGAUUUGGUUUAUCGUACUUACAAUGUUUACUUGAUUUCCGUCACAACAUUUUAAACAAGGAACGAAGCAUUCAAAAACUUAUUCAUGUAGUAUAGUUUUAAAAAGAUAUUGUGCUAAACUUCUAAAAACUUUCGUAAUUGAAUAAUAUGGUUUUAAAAAUUCUCACCACUUACAAGCAGCGCAUUCUAUUCUUUUCUUCUUGAAAAAAAACCCAACAUUUUCACUCUAGUGUCAACCCGAACUUAAUAUUAGUAAUAACCGUUAACAAAUCAGUGGUUUUCAUUUUUUAAAACAUGUUGGCAGUUCUUUCGACUCUUUAUUUAUGUAGAUCACUGACCCUCCUCUUACUUUUCGUCACAAGAAAGGAAACCAAUAAAUUAUUGUAAGCAUUUAACGUAUCGAUCUAUAUGUAACACACUUUUGUAUAUACCUGUUGUCAUUUAUAUAAUUUUCCAAUUGAUUUCUUAUAAUAAUUAUUUGCAAGAAAACAAUUAUACAUGUCAAUGGGGUUGAAGAUAA